AUGUCUUCUGUUUUCAUCAUCACACUUCUGGGAUCGUCAGUGGUGACUGCCUUUGUCUUGCAACCAUCACACGAAGAAAAAAAAGACCACUCUGUUAUCAGAACAGGUUUUCAGCAAAGCUGCCAGAGUGUGUCCCUGCAGUCCAUCAAAAAGGAUCUUCUUAAGUCUUUGAGUCUACAGGCCGAGCCCCAGGUGCCAUUGGGCUUACUGGACAGUGUACAGGAACAAUGGAAAGAGGCCUUCAGUGCACUGUCUAAUGAUGCGAUUGAAUCUGAAGCAGCAUCUGUUUCUGAUGGUGGAAACAUUAGUAACAGCCUGGAGUGCUGCUCCAUGACAUCUGAGAUCUUCAUGAAAGAUCUAGGCUGGAACAACUGGGUUAUCUACCCUGCGAGUCUCACAUUUACCAAGUGUAAGCUCUGCACCAGAGAAGGGAGCACAGUGCAUUGUCCACAUGUUCAUCCUCUGAAUGGACAGGUUCCCUGCUGCCGCCCUACCUCCCAUAAGAUGGUGCCCAUUGUCUACAUGGAUGAAUUUGGCAGUGUGGUCAUUUCCUCUAUGCAGCUGACCCAAAGCUGUGGCUGUGACAUUGGCAACAACCAGGAGCCCAUCAACAAGUAAAGUAGGUUUGAGGGAUGCCAUGAGACCACCUAAUGCCAACUUUGUACAAUGUAUUAGUGUUAUCUUUAGUCUUGACUUGAGUCUUCAUGGAACAGCCUGUGAGAACAGCAGCAACAAUGAACUCAUCAGAUUAAUUUCAUGUUUCUCCUAGAAUAAAGAAAACUGAAAACAGUACUGCUCAAAAAAUGUUGCUGCAAGUUCAUAUUAGCUUGGUCUAUUUUGGGACUUUGAAUGUAACUCAAUUUUCCCGCUGAAAAUGUCAGUACCUCAUUCAGGUCUUUCAGCCAGUUUCCCCAAAUGUUUAUCUCUUCCCAUGGAACUUGUAUGCAAAAAAAUGUGAAAUCAAAUGUCUUUUCAAAAAAACAAAUGUAGUCCUUUGACACCUUUGCAUUGUAAU
Molecule: messenger RNA, 1015 nt
Organism: Boleophthalmus pectinirostris (great blue-spotted mudskipper)
Lineage: Eukaryota; Metazoa; Chordata; Actinopteri; Gobiiformes; Gobiidae
Gene: gsdf
Product: gonadal somatic cell derived factor
Exons: 5
Coding region: 1-618 (205 amino acids)
Biological process (GO): SMAD protein signal transduction; BMP signaling pathway
Cellular component (GO): extracellular region
Molecular function (GO): growth factor activity; cytokine activity
Source: RefSeq, a predicted model, not a curated record